ACCACUCAGUGUGUGCGCGAGCGUGCGGCGUGUCGCGCGUGUAUUGCGCUUGUAUUUAUUUCCUUUGUGACGUAGGAAAUGAGAGUUUGACAUCUUAGUUCACAGCUCCAUUGUGUAAAAUAUAAAAAUGAAAGUUGACAAAGAGGCAUGCCUCACACUCGAGGAAUCUAAACCGAUGAUAUCCGGCAGGGAGGACAGCCUGAAGGUGACCAUCACCCCAGCGCAGCCGAAGACCCUCACACAUCUACCCAAGAGACCGCCAGUCGAUUUGGCUUUCACAGACCUGACCUAUAGGGUCCAGGAAGGGAGAAAAAGCAAUGUUAAGACAAUACUUAAGUCGGUUUCGGGGAGGUUGCGCUCCGGCGAGCUGACGGCCAUAAUGGGCCCGUCAGGCGCCGGAAAGUCGACUCUUCUGAACAUUCUCACAGGAUACAAGACAUCAGGGAUGGAAGGCAGUAUAACAGUGAACGGUAUGGAACGUAACCUAUCCAGUUUCCGAAAGCUGUCGUGCUACAUUAUGCAAGACAACCAGCUGCACGGCAACCUCACCGUCGAAGAGGCAAUGGCGGUGGCUACGGCCUUGAAACUACCCAGUGCCACCACAAGAGAGGAUAAAGAAGAAGUGAUUCAAGAGAUAUUGGAAACUCUAGGCUUAUCGGAACAUCACAAAACGAUGACAUCAAAUCUAUCAGGCGGUCAGAAGAAGCGGCUCUCCAUAGCUCUGGAGCUGGUCAACAAUCCCCCAAUCAUGUUCUUCGACGAGCCAACAUCAGGCCUGGACAGUUCCUCCUGCUUCCAAUGUAUCUCCUUGCUGAAAACUCUCGCCAGAGGCGGAAGGACGAUCAUCUGCACCAUUCACCAGCCCUCCGCUAGAUUGUUCGAGAUGUUUGACCAUUUGUACACGUUAGCGGACGGCCAGUGCGUCUACCAAGGCAGUACAGGGAGACUGGUGGAGUGGCUGGGCAGCCUGAGCCUGCAGUGCCCGUCGUACCACAACCCGGCCUCCUUCGUCAUCGAGGUGUCGUGCGGCGAGUACGGCGACCACACCGGCAAGCUCGUGCGCGCCAUCGACAACGGCAAGCACGACAUCCGAACGGGAUUGCCUCUACCGAAAAUGGCGGAAUACAACAACAAGAAGGACAUGGAGAAUUCGCUGAAGAACGACUGGAACAAGAAUGACGCGUCGCAGGUGCAGGACAAGAUGGACGCCAACGCGGCCAACGGGGCCAACGGGGCCAACGGGGCCAACCUGCACAACGGGCUCAUUCAGUUCGCCGCCAACGAGAUAGCCAAGGGCAAGGGCGAGCCGAUGGUGGUCCAAGUGGACUCCGAGAAGCAGGACAACGCGGAGGUGGCGCUGCUGGGCGCGCCGUCCCCGCGCCGCUACGCCACGUCCGAGCUCACGCAGUUCUGGGUCGUGCUCAAGCGGACGCUGCUGUUCAGCCGCCGCGACUGGACGCUCAUGUACCUGCGGCUGUUCGCGCACAUCCUGGUGGGCUUCCUGAUCGGCGCGCUGUACUACGACAUCGGUGACGACGGCUCCAAGGUGCUCUCCAACCUCGGCUUCCUGUUCUUCAACAUGCUGUUCCUCAUGUACACCUCCAUGACCAUCACGAUCCUCAGCUUUCCUCUCGAGAUGCCGGUGUUGAUAAAGGAGCACUUCAACAGAUGGUACUCGCUGCGCUCCUACUACCUGGCCAUCACCGUCUCCGACAUACCGUUCCAGGCCAUAUUCUGCAUCAUCUACGUGGUGAUAGUGUACCUGCUGACGUCUCAGCCGCUGGAGUGGUUCCGCUUCUCCAUGUUCCUGUCGUCGUGUCUGCUGAUCGCCUUCGUCGCGCAGAGCGUGGGGCUGGUGGUGGGCGCCGCCAUGAACGUGCAGAACGGCGUGUUCCUGGCGCCCGUGAUGUCGGUGCCGUUCCUGCUGUUCAGCGGGUUCUUCGUGUCGUUCGACGCCAUCCCGGUGUACCUGCGCUGGAUCACGUACGUGUCGUACAUCCGCUACGGGUUCGAGGGCACGGCGCUGGCCACCUACGCCUACAACCGCACCAAGCUGCAGUGCCACCAGGUGUACUGUCACUUCAAAAACCCAGAGACGACGUUGGAAGAAUUGGACAUGAUAAACGCCGACUUCACGCUGGACAUAGCGGCGCUGUGCCUCAUAUUCCUCAUCCUGCGCAUAUCCGCCUUCCUGUUCCUCCGGUGGAAGCUGAGGUCCACGAGAUAGGUCCCGCGACCCAGCCGAUGUGAUAAUAGGUGGCUUUCGAAUAAGAUAAUAUAGUUAUGAUAGUGAUUCGUGUGAAGCUGAAAUUGUACGUAACGUGGGGCGGCGGGACAUGACAAAUGGCGCGCCUUCGGAGCGGAAGCUGAACGGCAACAAAAGACUUAACUCGUUUUUAUAUUUUUGUUAAUUUUAUUCGCAGAGCAAAGAUAGUUUUUUAUCGACUUUUGUGGAGUGUGAUUUUAAUUAUACAUGUGCCGUUGGGAUCGGGUGCUCCGUCCGGGUCGGUGCCGCUGCGCACACCAUAUUAUAUUUAUCGACGAUCCAAAACUUUAUAAUCUGGACUUCUACGGUAACAAAACCAAAUCUGACGCAGUUUCGUUUCGCGUUGCCGGUGUACAUGUGUUCGAAUUAUAAUUUAACGCGUGAUGACAUUUUCAAUUAUUGCUCAUUUAGUAUCUUGCCUGUGCGGUGUGCCUUAUAAUUUUUGCCUAAAUAUGUGCAAAACGAUAGUCAAAUUGAAUAUAUAAAUAAUUUAUAAGAGACGAAUUUUACACAAAACUAUAUAAAAGUGAUAUUUUAAUUAGAAAACAGUUAUACGUGUAAUUAUUGUAACGUUAAUUAGGUUUUUAUUUUGUAUAUAGAAAAGAAAAUAUAUAUAUUAAGGCUUUAUACUGUAUUUUUGGGCUCAAAAUUACUGAUAAACAAUAUUUAAAAAAAGAAAUCAAGGAUAUUGCUAGUGCGAAGAGGGUUAACUCAAUGAUAAUGUCGGAGGAGUAUAGUGUGCCUGAUCGGAGCUCGAUUCUUUGACUACCGUGUUGCAUGUGACACAGACGGAAAGACUUAACUAGGGAUCGGUUAUUGUAUUUGUAGUUAGUUAUAUAAUCGCAUAAAGAAAUUAUGGUCCAAUAAAUAUUACGGUUAGAUGGUUUUAGAGUGUAUGAAGUUUCUAUAUUUUUUAUUAAAUGGUUUUAAUAUAA
This is a messenger RNA of Vanessa atalanta (red admiral), 3201 nucleotides long. RefSeq names its product ATP-binding cassette sub-family G member 4. Bases 128 to 2227 code for a protein of 699 amino acids. Gene Ontology annotation, molecular function: ABC-type transporter activity; ATP binding; ATP hydrolysis activity. Gene Ontology annotation, cellular component: plasma membrane. The record is from RefSeq and is a predicted model, not a curated record. The transcript has 12 exons. Lineage: Eukaryota; Metazoa; Arthropoda; Insecta; Lepidoptera; Nymphalidae.